AUGGAGAACUUUAUAGAUACUGAUAUAAACGACCCCAUUAAGAAACGCUCUAAAAAAAAGUGGAGAAAAUCUUCUAGAUCGACUUUGCGUUCCAAUGCAACUUAUAGGUCUCUAAAAACGCAGAAGAUACUUCGCAAAUUGGUGAAAGAAUUCCUUGCCUUUAGAGUGUCAGCAGCAGGCGUAUCCUAUGUUGUCAAUGCCAAAUCGGUAGCCAGGCGUUACCUAUGGCUUUUUGCCGUCGUAUUUUCAGCCACUUUCAUGGGAUACAUGACGUUCAAUGUAGUAAAGGAGUACUUGGGAUAUCCUAAAAGUCUCAUUCGAGAGGGCUCUAUCGAAACAAAGCUGUCGUUUCCUGCAGUCACAUUUUGCAACUUGAAUCCUAUAAUGAACCACAAUAUUAAAGAGACGUCAGUUGCGAAACUGCUGAAGGUCAAGCAAAUGUUGCAAGAGGCAACACACGUCAAAACUGACGUCAAUUAUCAGGAUAAAUGCUAUGACGACCCUCUCUGCCAGUGGUCAUGGUUCAGCGAAACAUGCAAAUGUGUCGUGAGUCCUUGCUUGACGGAGUUCUGCCUCAUGUUCAACAGCACCCACUGCUCGUGCUCUUACAAUUUCUGCCGAGCAAAGCGGUUCAAAUCUUGCAGGCCGGAUUAUUCUCUCUCCCAGAGGAAGCCCGCUUGCUACUGCUCGAACGACUCCAUAUACAUAACCAUGCCCAACAAAACAAAUCCAGAAGAAUUUGACAUUUUGAAUUCUCUGAAUGAUUCUGAAGUUCGUCACAUUAUUGAACUAAUCCGAAAAUCUGAAACCUACGAUUUAGCAGAUGUCGAUGAAGCCAUGCUACCGACUCCCGACGACAUGGUCGAAUACGGUGUCAAUUUUGAUAGCUUGAUCAUCUCUUGCAGUUUCGAGGGAUCACGCUGCAACAGAGAAAACUUCACAGUAUUGUAUCAUCCCAAGUAUGGAAAAUGUUACAUGUUCAAUUUCGUUGGGGACAGAACAUCGAAGCUUGAAAAACCUUUGGAUAUUUAUAGCUACGGUAGCAGUAGUGGCCUGCAACUGAUCCUUCAUGUUUCGGAAGAGCAAGCCGUAGAUCUUCUCAAUCGUGAACUGGGAGUUCGUGUGGUGGUCCAUGAUCCGCGGGAUCUCCCUUUUGUGGCGGAAUACGGAAUCAACAUCCGACCGAUGGAUAUGUCAGCUAUAGAAGUGACCUUCGCAUCGAUUGAGAGACUAGGUCCACCUUGGGGUUCAUGUAUCAAGGAAGGAACCACCAUGGAUUAUGGAGGAAUGUCAGGACCUUAUUCCAUCCUCGGCUGUGAAAAGAAAUGCCGCCAUCUUCAUCUGAAAAAAGGAUGUAAUUGUACUAAGAGGCAAUUUAUAAGAGGAUCGGUUUUCUUGAAGACGUCGACUAAAGUUGAUUUUUGUAAUUUUGCUAAUAGUACACAAUAUGCCUGUAUGGAAAAAGUUAUAAAUAAUAUAGAAAAAGGAAAAGUUUGUAACUGCCCCCCACCUUGCAAAGAAACAAGGUAUAGUUACACUGUAUCGUCCAGUCUAUUAAAUGAAAACUAUUUUAGGGCUAUAAAGGCAAUUCGAACCUUAGUCAAUAAUGACAAUGGAGGACACAAUAUUACCAACGCCACACGAGAAAAAGCAAUGGUUGGAGUGAAGGUUUAUUACAGUACUUUUGAGGUAGAUAGAGACAGCGAAGUAGCCUCUUACAGCUGGGAAACUCUAGUGGCCAACAUCGGCGGCAACUUGGGAUUCUUCAUGGGCCUGACUCUAGUCACUUUUGUCGAAGUGAUUGAAUUUUUGUGGGAUUUCAUCUGCACAUCCAUAAGAAGAAGGACCAGCGAGUCGGACCACAAAAUCAACAAAAUCUAUACAUACACAAAAGCAGCAUAGAGAACUAUUUUUCGAUAAUCAUGUUACUGUCAUAUUUCAAAACAGCCAUGGAUCUAAUUAAA
Argiope bruennichi is the source of this 1964-nucleotide messenger RNA. Its product is annotated as amiloride-sensitive sodium channel subunit beta-like. The transcript is spliced from 12 exons. Bases 1 to 1902 code for a protein of 633 amino acids. The record is from RefSeq and is a predicted model, not a curated record. Gene Ontology annotation, cellular component: membrane. Gene Ontology annotation, biological process: sodium ion transmembrane transport. Gene Ontology annotation, molecular function: ligand-gated sodium channel activity. NCBI's taxonomy places the organism in Eukaryota, Metazoa, Arthropoda, Arachnida, Araneae, Araneidae.